AUGUUGUUAUGGCCCUCAAAUAAUGUAACAUCUUCUCAUGCUCCUCCCUAUAAUAAAAGACCAGUCCCCACGUAAUGUUCAAACAUAUAUGUUUUCUUAUUUGAAACAAAUAGCACUGUCUCAUUUUUUAUGACCUCCUCUCAUGCUCAAUCUUACCAGCCCCCUCUCCCCAAAAUAUAUGAGUAGUCGCUUAAGCAAAAACAUCAUUAAGAUGUGGGGCUAAGUUUACAGUGUAUGACACAAUGUAUCAUGAUGUGUCACUAUUUUUUCAGGAAAGUCCGUAAUUUGAGCAGAUUACGUAUUCCCACUUUGACUCAUUUCAGCCAACUGCUGUUUUCCUACUUUCACAAUCGUAACGGUUUGCCCAAAUUUCUUCCUUGUGAAUCCACAACCCUGAUUGUGUGUUCACUGUGAAAAUCAUACUGGUAUAAUGUUAACUAAAAGAGACGUAUUACAGAUUACGUGUGCUGGAUGGUAUCUUAUGUGAGUUUACUGGAGAACCGGCUGUGUCUUUGGCUUUUUUAAUUCAAGCUCUAUUUGCAAGGCUCACCACUCCGUCAUUCAUCAUGGACAUACUCCCUAAAGUUGUUGCUGCCACUGUACUUCUACUCAACAUAGUCGUGGGGAUCGGAGUUAUCUGCCUUGUUGCGUCAAGAGAGGGCCACGAUCAUAGGACGGAUACGCAUAUCAGCCAGUCGGAAAUAUUUAAGCAACGAUUUGAGCGGAUCUACGCUGAACAUUCGCAGAAAGCCUGGGACAAGUUCGCCACUGCAGGAACAGACAAGGGACAACCGAGUUCAUCUCCAGCCUUUCUGAAUCUGCUGAAACCCAUCGCAUAUUUCCCUGGACUUGACUUCACCGGCUAUACAGAAGUAGACACAUCUGAGGAAACUGCGAUUAGAAACUGGGUACCUUUUGUCGGACCUGGAAGACAACUUUUCUACAACGGGAUGAAGUAUAAGAAUGGCAGCAUCACUGUGCCCGCCACUGGAGUAUAUGCCGUAUAUAGCCACAUCAAGUUUUACACAGAAAAAAAUAAUCAUGACGAUCCUGAGUCUGAUUUUCAUCAUAAUAUAACACGGUACAGUGCACUGAAGCAAGAGGCAGAAACCGUAUUGAUGAAUGUCAUCAGCGAGAACAAAAUUAGCAUCAUUGAUGGAGCAAGUCUGGAGUACUCCAGUGAUGUUCAUGGAUUGGUGCAGCUGGUCGCUGGUGAUCAGCUGAUGGUGAAAGUAUCAGGGAUGAAUCCACUGAGACAUGACAGGGACUGGCAUUAUUUUGGAGUAUACAAGGCCUGACUUGACAAAAGAGUCCAUGCAUCUUUAGGGACCCCUGUUCGAACAGACCAAAGUAUCCAAAGCUAUUACUUGUGAUAGAUACAUUUCAAAUAAAACACUUCAGCGACCUUUACAGUCCUAAAUUUGAGUUUUGUUUCAAAUUCUCCGACCAUAUCUGAUGGUCUAUGUCACAACAUCUUGGGUUAGAUAAAGACAAGAAAUAGCUAACAUUACAAACAUCCUGAUAAAGUCAUACUGACAAGAAGCCGUAUUUGAAUAAGAUAUUCUUCACAUUAACUGCCCAACAAUUAUAUCCUUAUUUGCCAAAGUCGGCUGAUGUAGAUAAAUCUGUUUGGAUAUAACGUUAUCUCAUUGAUAAUAUAAUCUAAUCCAAUAUUUUACAUACUGAUUUGCUUGAAGUAGAGAUCGUCCCAACUCUCCUAGGGCUACCCUUUUGGUCGGGACCCGUGAAGAUUCCGGGGUAGAAUAGGUCUUCAGCAACCCAUGCUUGCCGUAAGAGGUGACUGUGCUUGUCAUACAAGGCGACUAACGGGAUCGGGUGGUCAGGCUCGCUGAC
This is a messenger RNA of Haliotis rufescens (red abalone), 1854 nucleotides long. RefSeq lists its product as uncharacterized. The record is from RefSeq and is a predicted model, not a curated record. Gene Ontology annotation, biological process: immune response. The coding region runs from base 567 to 1298 and encodes 243 amino acids. Gene Ontology annotation, molecular function: tumor necrosis factor receptor binding. NCBI's taxonomy places the organism in Eukaryota, Metazoa, Mollusca, Gastropoda, Lepetellida, Haliotidae. Gene Ontology annotation, cellular component: membrane. The transcript has 5 exons.